Molecule: messenger RNA, 2510 nt
Organism: Salmo salar (Atlantic salmon)
Lineage: Eukaryota; Metazoa; Chordata; Actinopteri; Salmoniformes; Salmonidae
Product: mitogen-activated protein kinase 12
Biological process (GO): protein phosphorylation
Molecular function (GO): MAP kinase activity; ATP binding
Source: RefSeq, a predicted model, not a curated record
AUUUACAUCACGUGAGGUGGGGUGGGGUGCGGUCUCACAGUUGUAGGCUACCUUUGCUUACCUGUCAUAUUGAAACCUCAAGGCUAUGAAAAAAUCACCAAUAGGUACCACACUGGUUUGAACUAGAUCGACAUAUUUUAUUGACAAAAUGGAAUCGCCUGUGAAGACAGGUUUCCAUAGACUGGAGAUAAAGAAAACCACAUGGGAUGUUCCAGAGCAAUAUAUCGCGCUGAAAGCAGUUGGCUCGGGCGCUUACGGGACAGUAUGUUCUGCUAUUGACCAGCAGACUAAGGAGAAGGUGGCCAUAAAGAAGCUCUAUCGUCCCUUUCAGUCCCUAAUCCACGCUCAACGGGCCUACCGAGAACUAAGACUGUUACGCCAUAUCCAGCAUGACAAUGUGAUCAGCCUCCUCAAUGUCUUCACACCUGAUUUCUCCCUGGAGAAAUUCCAGACGUUUUACAUGGUAAUGCCCUUUGUGGCUCAGGACCUCGGUCGCAUCAUGAAGAGCAGGAGACUAACCGAUCGCAUCAUCGUUUACCUCUUCUACCAGCUGCUACGUGGCCUUAAGUAUAUCCAUUCGGCAGGGAUCAUCCAUCGGGACCUAAAACCUGGCAACCUUGCUGUGAAUGAGAACUGUGAAUUAAAGAUCCUGGACUUUGGUCUAGCAAGACAUGCCGAGAGUGAGAUGACAGGCUAUGUGGUGACACGCUGGUACAGGUCACCAGAGGUCAUCUUCAACUGGAUGCACUAUAGCCAAUCAGUGGACUUGUGGUCUGCAGGCUGCAUCCUGGCUGAGAUGAUCACAGGCCAGGUUCUUUUCCCAGGCAAUGACAGCAUUGACCAGCUGAAGAAGAUCCUCAACGUUACAGGAACACCACCAUCCUCCCUGGUGCAGAAGAUGCAGAGCAAAGAUGCUCGCUCAUAUGUACAGAGUCUCCCUAUCCAAAAGAAGAAAAACUUCAAGGAGGUCUUUCCCUCCUUGCGUGUAAACGCGGUGAAUCUGCUGGAGAACAUGCUGCUGCUGGACCCAGAGACCAGGAUGACGGCUAAAGAGGGCCUCUCACACCCCUAUCUCGCAGAGUUCCAUGACCCAGAAUCUGAACCCGACUCCCCGACAUAUGACGACUCUUUUGAAAGCCUGGAGCUUGACGUGGGAGAGUGGAGUAGUCUGAUCCACAUGGAGAUUAUGGCUUUCGAUCCCAGUAACCCCAGUGCAACUGCAUUGUAGUGGACAGACGCCACAGAGCACUGGCUCCCCCCAGUUUUUGAACCAUGGAGUUUAGCAUAUGAACUACAUGACAAACUAGAAUAACAUGUUAUUACAUGUUAUAAAAAGUUUGCGUAUCACAUUUCACAACAUGGUAUAUGACUUUAUGAAACUUCAUACUGUAUGUCCGAAUUUUUAUGGAUCCCUCAUAUUUAAAGGGAAGGUCAUACACUCUUUAAAAAAGGUGCUAUCUAGAACCUAAAAGGGUUCUUCGGCUGUCCCCAUAGGAGAACCCUUUGAAGAAACCUUUUUGGUAUAACCCUUUUGAUAGAGGCCUCUAGUGGCUAAAAGGCUGUAUUAGCAUGGUCAGCGCCAUUGAGUGCUUCCACCAUUUUAAUGUAGUCAACUGGGUGGGACUUUCAACAUCAUUGGCUGAUCCCUCUUGGUGACCCUGUUGGAGUCAUGUCCAACCGGUCAUCAGGAGGGAUUAGCCAAUCGUGGAGAAGAAAAUUGACUACAUUCUGUCACAGACGCUAUAAUGGCACAGAUACAAAAAUGAAUCCUCUAUCGGUCUCCUAUGGUAGAACUCUAUUGGGUUCCAUGUAGUGCAGGCUUGGCCCAAAUUUAUGUGCUCUCUGACGCCUGGAGUUGGAAGACAGAGAACAAUGCCAAAGGACUAGUCAGCCCUUCCUCCACUGAGGGGCCAAAAUGUUUCUCUCUGUUACAGUAUACAGACUGACUAUUGGAUGUGAUAUAAUAAUACUAUAGUAUCCAUGUCCAGUAUCUAUCUGAAACGUGUUCACUGAGGAUAACUGAUGCUAUAUAUAUAUAUAACUACAUUACGCUCAGAGGUGCUAUCGUCCUCUCAGGAAUUCUGUCUCAUUUACAGUGGUCCAAUCCGCUACACAAGCAUUUAGAUACUGUGACACCCUGUGGAGAUUGGGCCUUUGUGGUCAGGUUACACUGUAAACUUGGUAUCGUUUGAUUGGUCAAUGGUGGUUGGUCUUGGGUUGAAAGGUUACACCUUCAGAUGUUAUAAAUGGAAUUACAUGGCUUUGUUCUCUCUCUUAUCCUGUUUCCAGCCAUGGAGGAAGGUUGUAUGAUCAAUUCUAAUUUCCUAGGCUUCUACGCCUCUGGCCUAGUUAGCAUCUCUUUGUUCAUGCUUUGUCUUGCAAGUUAACCUUAGGAUCUAUAUGCCUAGAAUUAUGCUUUGUUAAUGUCAGUAUUGCCUUGUAACUUAAGCUUUAUGCCUUGUAUGUGAACCCGUUCAUUUUGCAAAGUUAUUAAAUAAUACUUGCUUUGA